Petromyzon marinus (sea lamprey) is the source of this 1222-nucleotide messenger RNA. NCBI's taxonomy places the organism in Eukaryota, Metazoa, Chordata, Hyperoartia, Petromyzontiformes, Petromyzontidae. The record is from RefSeq and is a predicted model, not a curated record.
CCACCACGGGUUUGUCAACAGAUUCGCGUGCUUGCCCAAACACAGGGCAGAGGCCGACCAAUGUACACUCCCCAGCAGUGUGUUUGCACGUGGGGGUGCAUACACGUGCGGGCAUCUCCCACAACAACAAAGAGGAAAUUCUGCCACUUCGUCCAAUUACUUUAGAGGAACCCUAGGCGGUACGAUCCCUGCCUGUGAAACCAAGUAGCCUAUCUGACCUUUUGAAAGUGCGGAGGUGAGAGCUAUAUCUGGGCAUGGUGGUGUGGCUGGUGCGGCCCUUUGCGUAUGGACCAGGACCAGAACCAGCUCAGACAAACCUUGCACCAGUUGGCUCCCUGCAGCGUGCGCUACUGAGUUUGGAUAUCGGCGGGUGGGUGCCACGACAGCCACUGCGCGCCCAGACCGCCGUGCCCACGCGUUUGAGGACGAGUCAGACUCUUGUGUUUCCAGCGCUCAAUUUAGCCGGGAGAUGGAGGGAGGAGGCAAUUGCUUCCUGCUGGCGCAGCAUUGAGAAGACGGACAGCGGCCAAGCCGUGCGCAACCCAUUUAGCGAAGUGCGGACGGCGCUUCCCGCUCGCUGUGGGACAAUCGGCGCGACUCACUCGCCUCAUGCACGCCGUGCGGGCCCUGCUGGACGGCGUGACGGCGCACGCCCCCUGCCGCCCUUACGCCUCGAGACGCACGCCGCCGAUUUGCACGCCGACAGCUGCGGCGAGUGCACCACUCACGGCUGCCGGGGCUGCCUGGGGCGCAGAGGGUCUGCCCGUAGUGGCCCUACACUGCCAGCCAAGAUGCGUGCAACACGCAAAACUCCUCACCCCAAGUGGAGGCAAAAAGCAAUGGCACAUAACCCCGCCGCGAUGGACAAAGGAUGUUUUUUUUUAAUCAAACUUUGCCGAGUACGCUUAUUCUCCUCUGCUGCCCCCACUCUGGAAACGCUUUCCCCCCCCCAGUUAUCAGUGUUGUCGAUUCUCAUCCUCAGUUCAAAUUUAGGUCCAAGACCUCCCUUUGUUCCUUUGCUUAUCCUCUAUCUAGAAUAUACGCAUACCUUUUCUGAGAUGGUGGCGUUAAGAUGCGCUAUAAAUCCAAAAUGCGCUGUAAUCAGGCAUGAGGUUAAAAAGCUGCACCAUCCCCUUACUGCGUGCCAUGAGGCAGCAAUGAAAAUCUGCCUGCUUCCAACAGAUCCGACCGCCUCUUAGAUUGUGUUAUGUCAGAUGCGAUC